UGCCAAAUUACCAAAUAAUUCGGCUCCGGAAGAAACUGAGAAGGAUAAUACGCACAGAAGGAGAAAGAACUCAUUUGCAUUCCACUACAAAUUUCCCCCAGGACAUAUCAUACAUAUGCCAUACAUGUAGAUGCACUAGCGUAGUCGGGAAAACGGAAGCCUAGUUCUAGUUUCAUUUGAUCUAGGAUUUCUGGCACGACACCGACGAUGACCACGUCUGUGUACCUCAUGUCAAACUCGAUGGGAUGGCUGGUCACUAUUCCAGCCGUCGCCAUGGAGAACCUGAUCGCCCUCAUCAUCAUCUCUUCGCGGAAACGCUGGAAGAGUCCCGACGUCCUCCUCUUCUCCAUCACCCUCGGCCACCUCUUGUCUCUGCUCUUACCCCUCCUCCUCUACGCCGUCAUCACCUUCACGAAGACCCCUUGGUCGGAUGGGUCCUGCAAGUUCCUGGUCUGGUGUAUCAUGAGUUUCCGCAUCGUCGGCGCGGUCAACAUCGCUUUCAUAUCACUGGACCGGGUCUGGACACUGAAAUGGCCUAGCUCGUACCGUUCCCAUAAUUCCUCUCGCCAGACAGCCCGCACCGCUGUCUUCAUGUGGCUAUUUGGUGUCGCCAUCGGAACGAUUCCUCUAAUCAGUUGGAGCAACCUAGAGGUCAACCAGACAUGCAGUCUGGUCCUCAAUAUAGCAGGGUAUGGUUACGCCAUGUGUAUUGUCAUUAUUAUUCUCGGAAGCGUCAUUAUCAGUACUGGUUGUAUAUUUACCAUAGUGGUCAAUGUGGCUUAUGUUUGGCCACUGAUGGAAGAAUCUUCAGAUCCCAAAGACACUAUCCCUCAUAUCGUCAUCGAAAGCGAAACGGGUGAGAGAACAUCGGCAGUGGUUGGGUCACGGGAUUCGCAAAACAAGCAGAUCUACUACCUCGUAACGACAGUGGUCGUACUCUAUUUCUGUAUUAGCGGAUUGCCUUUCGUGGUCAUCAACAUCAUUGCCUUCACGGAGGACGUCCCCGCCCAUUGGAUGUCGGUGACCAUCUCCUGGUGUACGAUAGUGUCAGCGUUCCUGCAUCCGCCUCUUCUUGUCCUCCUGUGUAACCGCUACAAGAAGGUCUGUGUGCGGUUCUUCCGCUACGCCGGGGAGAGCUGCGGGUGCAUCACCGUCACACCAACAAGACCUAGAUUGAAUGGAAUCCAAAGACAGGAGACUUUCGACUCCUUGGAUGACUUCUCAUCUGACGAGGACGACAAGCUUCACUUCCCGUCCCCGGAUUGGUCGGACAGAUCGUUCUCUGGGUCAUUCGAUGAGAGCCCCGGUCCAAGUUCCGAAUUUACCGACGAAGUCCCUGCACCAACUACAACGCAUUUUCAAACUGUAACCGUGGUCGAACACUCGCACGUCGUCCAAAACGGAAAACUACCACCGAGGAAAUCUCCAAGAACCCAAUCACCAAGUGCGCAAUAUACGUCCAAAAGCACUUCAAAGACGGCAUCACCGACCGACGCUACAGUGGAGUAUGACAACGCUGCGUUUGUCGUUGAGGAUGAAAGCAGGAAGGGAAAAAGUAAAAGACAACGUAGUCCGAAGCUAACCCCAGAACAGAAGAGGGCGAUCUGGCAGGGCCAUAAGGGUGCCAGGAAAAGGCUUGAAGCUUUAAAGCAGGCCAGUGCCGAACGGGCGUCUUCUUCGCAUUCAUCGAAGGGGAAAAAAUCCCGUAGCAAAACCCGACAUGAAAAGCAUGAGAAGCAUGAAAAGCAUGAAAAAGAUGCUGAUAAGAUUCUUAAAGAUAGUUCACCCGAUAAGAACAAGCAUAAGCGACUUGAAAGGAUCUCAACGAGGCAACAUUCUUUGGAUAGUUUGACGAUUCCUACUAAACGGAGGGCGCCCAUGUUAUCCUCAAGGUCGUGUGAUCAGCCCGAUAAUAUCGUGACUGUGAAAGUUGAUAUUGAAAAUAGCGAUGGCAGAAACAGAGUUGCGGAUUUUGUUCCGGAAGAAAAGGAAAAGUCCUUAAACGUCAAAGCUGCCAAAUCAGAAGCAGGAACCACUCGUGCCAAAAAGAAGCGCAAAAAGACUGAUAGUAAAGUAGAGCGGGCUGGGAAGAAGGAUAACCUCGAUAUCAAACCACAAAAAGAUAUUAAACCACAAAGGGACCCAAAAAUCCCAAAUAGUCCGAAUAGCUCCCCGAGUGCACACGAGAAACGCAAAACAGACGGCAGUACUCUUCAAAGGCCGCGUUUUGAAAUAGCACGUGAAAAUUACAACUCGGAUUUCUCAAGUUUCGGAUCUGGUGAGCUCUACGACAUCCCCGAGGAAUCGCCGGAAGAAAUGUUGGGUGAAAGUUCCGGAUGGAGUCCGUCAACCGUUAGAGCGAUCAGAUCGCAGUAUAAACAUGAGGUAUUGCCCAGAGGGGAUGCCGGUCUAAACCAUGAAAGAAGCCUUGCUCAGAGAAAGCACAAGGACAGGGAGAGACAACGGGCGAGGAGUAAGGCAGAUUACGUGGAGCCUGGCUCUCAAGUCAAAAGUCAGAGACCAUCGAAAGCCUUGCUGAGUAGACAACUCUCACAAGAUCAUUCAACAACUUUGGAAGUGACUUCAAUAGAAAUGACAGAGCUCAAUAGCCUAGGCUCUGCUCUAAAUAACACUUUCGAUCAUUCGCAAGACCACAACAAUGACAUGUCAUUUGACCAACCGAAUGGUGUUAAAGAGACUGCAGUGGAUAAUGACCAAUCAAAGUAUUAUACAUCGGGAAGUCUCCCAGAAACAAGUGGGCUGUCGGAAGACUAUGGAGUUGAAUCAGAACAUUCGAUGCUAGAUGAACCCUCAACACCCACGGGCGAUCACAAUCAGGAUGAUGGAUAUCGUACGGAAGAAGGAGAACAGCGUAGUUUUACACUCCAAACUCAAGGAUGGUCAUCGCUGAACUCUCCUUCAGGAAAUACCCUGAGAGAAAACGAAGUCCCUGCUGAUCACAAAGGACGCUUAGCCAAGAGCAGGUCAGCCGGAGAUCGUCCUUCGGCCAAGGACAUGAGGGAACGGUACAAGAAAUCACGUCUAAGUAUGGCGGCCAUAUUCGAAAGUAUCUGUGAUGAUUCGCAGGAAGUCGUGUAUCUGUGAAAUAAGUGAUCAAGCAAUGUGAGGUAUUAAAUAAUGUAAAUCUCGGUAUAAGAUUGAUCGACAUCAGGAUAUUGAAGGUCUUUCCAUUCCCGAAUAUACUCUAAUAUACUUAAGGACCUUCACAAAGCAGUCAAAAUAUCUAAAGGAUGUCUCAAAGACAGAUUUGAUCAUGCAACAAUGUAUCCACCUGUUCAUAAUCUUGCACUGUUGACAACGUGGUGUCAAAGAACUUACUAAGAAAAGGAUCAGAAACGUUCGUGUGUUUUCGGGUAACCAUGAUGAUUUACAUUGUUCUAUUGGAGACGUUUUAAAUCUGAUCAAAAUAUGAUUUCCGAAAGUCUCCUGAAAUCCAAUAGGGUAAAAGGAAGGCACCGUGCUGAUAAAAUUUGAAGGGGAUAUUUUUUUGUUUAAAUUAUUGAAGGGUAGAUCACAUACCCAAAUAGUCAUCAGUAAAGAUUCUAACCACUGGGAAAAAAUAUUUUUGGUGCUUUUUUCUAUGCGCAUUAAACAAUGUGCUGGAAUGAAAAAUCCUAAGUUAUAAAAGGUAAUAUACAACGCUCUACUUAGAUUGUAUUAUCACAUCAUAAUUGAUCGGUCUAAAAUCCUAGAUAUUCUCUGUUUGUAAAUACUCUGUGAAAAGACGAAAGCUACAUUAUAAGUGCAAGAUAAGUCAAGUGCUGGUUGCUUGAGGAAAAAAAUGUCAUAUAUUAUUCAUGCAGCAUUUAAAUGCGCGCUAAGGUAUUCGACGUGAAAGUUUUCUACUAUGAGCUUACUUUAAUAUAUAAACAAAAUCUUUAAAUUUAUGCAAAAAAACGCACGAUAUUUUCAUUUCAACUACUUAUAUGCAAACGCGAUAUCCAUAUCAAUGUGUAUACUAAAAGCAUGAAUUUGUUCACAAUGUUUUGCUAUCUCCCAAGUUAUAAAAGACGUUCUUUGGACAUAAAUAAAUGUUGUAACGUCAUCGGAACGUUUUGCGAACGCCUUGAGAACGUUAUGUUUUGAAUUUAAAUCUUAUAUAUUAUUAUUUCAUACAUUCCUGUAGAAGCAAGAUGUACUUCGGUAUAACUACUUUUUAUCAAGAUCGUUGUUAUUUCGUUUUCUUUCAAAAAAUUAAAAAGACUCGGGUUAUAAUACAUGUACCUUUUUGUAUGAUGUGUUUGCAUUAAUUCCAAUAGUGUAAGCUCAUGUUUUAUUGUAAAGCCUUAUCGCCCUGAUAGAUGAUGUUUAAUAUACACUUUAGGCUUAUAAUCGGUACCUUGAAGUAUUUUGAGAUUAAAAUUCCCCUCCAUCUGAAAUUUAGAGUUCAUUUCUUUAAUCGAAGAUACUUAGUAAAUAUUGUCAGACGCAGUCAAUCUAGCCUCAAUUAGAAUUACAUUACAAAAGAGAUUUAUUUACAGUCCAUCGUAUGGUUAUUUGAUAAUGUUUUUUUAAUGUACACAUAAUUAUAUAAAAAGAAGGGCACUACAGUGAUCACAAAUUAUGUUGUCAGAUCAGUUAUAGAGUUAAAUUGAACACAAGUUGAGUAAAGUGUUUAUCGUAUUGGAGAAGCGCUAAUCCAUCAUAACAUUACGGGAUAUUAUCGACAAAGGUAUUUUUUGUAUAUGGUAAUGAAAUAGUAUUCUACACACGGCAAAGUCUAGAGCAACAUCGGAAAUGUAUUAAUUAUUGUAAAUAAGUUAAAGAUUUUGUUAAGCUUUCUUCUGAACAAAAAUGAUUUCAACCAAACUUACCCGUUUGGUUGCCUUUCAUAAAAGUUUUCAUGGAUUCUAAAAAAAUUUAUUGUGUCUUGAUGACGAUGAAACGAAUAUCUUUCUCAAAGCCCUGUGAUCAAUUUUAAUUGCACUUCUUAUUUACUACCUGUAGAUAUUGGUGCACAUUGCAUGGUCGGGGACUUGGGGUAUUCUCGUAGGCCUAUCUAAAUCUCAA
This is a messenger RNA of Strongylocentrotus purpuratus (purple sea urchin), 5031 nucleotides long. RefSeq lists its product as uncharacterized. Lineage: Eukaryota; Metazoa; Echinodermata; Echinoidea; Camarodonta; Strongylocentrotidae. Gene Ontology annotation, cellular component: membrane. Bases 208 to 3105 code for a protein of 965 amino acids. The transcript is spliced from 3 exons. Gene Ontology annotation, biological process: G protein-coupled receptor signaling pathway. The record is from RefSeq and is a predicted model, not a curated record. Gene Ontology annotation, molecular function: G protein-coupled receptor activity.